Messenger RNA from Oncorhynchus mykiss (rainbow trout), 969 nucleotides. The record is from RefSeq and is a predicted model, not a curated record. Lineage: Eukaryota; Metazoa; Chordata; Actinopteri; Salmoniformes; Salmonidae.
UCAUGUUGCACCUCAGUACUGUCGGGCGUUGUUUGUUUCUUGGUUUAUUUUAAGUUUCACUAAAAAUAAAGAUGUAGAACUCCAAUCAUGCUGUGCCUUGGUCCGUCUCUCUACACGAUCGUGACUCAUCCAUUUCCCUGAAUAUGGUCCAAGGAACACCUCAGUGUCAGUCAGUCCCUCUGGUGAAAUAGUGGAGGGCAGUUCAGUGACUCUGACCUGCAGCAGUGAUGCCAACCCACCUGUGGACAAAUACACCUGGUACAAGAAGAACGUAGCCUCACCAAAAGCAUCAGGACAGAGUUACAGCAUCACUAACAUCAUCUCUGAGGACAGAGGAGAAUAUUACUGUGAGGCCCAGAAUGGAAGAGGAUCUAUGAACUCUACAGCUCUGAUGAUCAUUGAAGCAGAGAAACAAACCUCAGUUCUAACUGCAGCUGUAGGAAUCAUAGUGGUUGUUCUGGGUGUCAUACUGGCUUCAUGUCUCUCUGGACUCAUGUGGUUCAGGAAGAAGGUCUCCAAAACCACCUCUGACACAAGACACACGGCAGGCAAUGGACAGGGAGACUCUAGUCCAGUGUAUGACAACAUCUCAGGCAUGGCCUUCACCCCUACUGCAGCACAGACAGCGGCCACCGUCGACCAAGAUGACAUUCACUUCGCCAGCGUCCACGUCUCUCACUCCAAAAACCAGGAAGUGCCUCUGUACUCCACCGUCCAACUGCUUCAACCCCAGAAACAGGAUGAGGAUGUCCAGUACGCUGCUGUGAAUUUCAACCUCCCCAGUGCUGCCACCUGGUCCACGGUGGAACAAGCAGCUGAGGAGGAUCCCUCUGUUCUCUACAGUACAGUCAACAAACCCAGAACCAAGAAGACCUGAACACAAUAAACCCAGAACCCAGAAGACCUGAACACAAUAAACCCAGAACCAAGAAGACCUGAUAAACCCAGAACCAAGAACUGAAAACAACA